AUGUGGAUAAAAUUUAUUAUUUUAUAUAUUUUUGCUGUAACUGGUUCUCUUUCGUCAUUCGACCUCAGAGGAGCGAUCAAUGGCAACCGCAUGGGGAGCGUGCCUUUGGGCCUGACCCUCAGCACUGGCGAGCUCGACGUCCAGGGUAUCUGCACGCGCGCCGGCGUCGCCUGCCAGAACUGCAGUCUGGCUGUCUCCUGCGUGCCUCUGCCUGUUGGCUGGUUGAAGGUCCCUCUUGAAGAAUGUUCAGAAGGUUUCACGUGUAACGCGCAUCUCGGCAAGUGCUCGAAGAAAGCAGUGCCUGAAUGUAGUAGCGCGGCUGUGGAGUUUGAGCAUACUUGUGAACAGGUGGGAAUAUUCCCAGAUGCUUACGACUGCAGGAAGUUCCAUCUCUGCUCACCCCCUGAUGGCUUGCCUGAUGGUAGACCUGCAGACCACAGAGAAGCUCUGUGUCCAAGACAUUAUGGAUACAAUCCCCACACUGCGCAAUGCUCGAUAAGACUGGAAAACAGCCAAUGCACAAAAACGCCAGUCCCCAAGUGCAAAACCGUCGGCCAACAUGGCGUCCUAUCGCUCAGCAACAACCAUUACUACGUCUGUUUAAACAAAGAGGGAGUGUUGCACCCUCAGAUCUUUAUCUGUCCUCAUGGCUGGUAUUUCUGGAACGAUUUCUGCCAACCGGAGCCAGAAAAGAAGCAGAACAAAAGUCAAGAGACCAAGAAAGCCACUGAAGAAGAAGGCAAUGAUGAAAAUGAUUCUGAAGAAGGUAGCACCGAAAAAAGUGAUGAAGUGACUACGACAGUAAAACCAACAACUUCUAGAAUAGACAGUUUCUUCUCCACGGAGAAGGCUACAACUAAUGCCCCUGAUACAUUCCUAGCUGAUAAAUUUGAUCUGUCUCACUAUGAAACAUCCGAUGAUACACAACCAAAUAAUGAUGAAUUCGUUAAUUCUUUUGAGAAUAGCGUCGAAUUUUGGUAAUUUAUAAGAUUUUAACUUUCUUUAUUAUAUAUUAUGUAUGAUUAGGUUAGGUAUUCAAUUUUAAUUGACAGCUUGUCUAACAAAACAUUGUGAUUCUAUACACAUUAAAGAGCUUCUCAAAUUUGAUUUGUUGACUAUAUAAGACUAUCUGGUUAAAAUAUAGUUGCGUUAUACUAUGAAAUGGAUUUAGGUCAACUUUGUUAUCUUAAUAAACAUUUUUUAAGUUUA
Messenger RNA from Trichoplusia ni (cabbage looper), 1209 nucleotides. RefSeq lists its product as uncharacterized. The record is from RefSeq and is a predicted model, not a curated record. NCBI's taxonomy places the organism in Eukaryota, Metazoa, Arthropoda, Insecta, Lepidoptera, Noctuidae. Bases 1 to 981 code for a protein of 326 amino acids. Gene Ontology annotation, cellular component: extracellular region. The transcript has 5 exons. Gene Ontology annotation, molecular function: chitin binding.